Molecule: messenger RNA, 3475 nt
Organism: Pelobates fuscus (common spadefoot toad)
Lineage: Eukaryota; Metazoa; Chordata; Amphibia; Anura; Pelobatidae
Gene: NFKB2
Product: nuclear factor kappa B subunit 2
Exons: 23
Coding region: 197-3037 (946 amino acids)
Biological process (GO): signal transduction; regulation of DNA-templated transcription
Cellular component (GO): cytoplasm
Molecular function (GO): protein binding; RNA polymerase II cis-regulatory region sequence-specific DNA binding; DNA-binding transcription factor activity, RNA polymerase II-specific
Source: RefSeq, a predicted model, not a curated record
UUGGAAUUCCCCUAAUUCGGACAAUUGGGGACUUUCCGUGCAGCGAUUUGUGCCGCCACCUGUGAGUGUAGCCCAGUACAAGCCGAGGACUGGAGACAGGACCUGCUCACAGGCCAGGACUCUUUUUAACUGGAUCUACCCCCCCCCCCCCCGGCUACCUAACACCAUAGAGAAGAGGGGAUCAGGAAGAGACGUAAUGAGCUUUAAAGUGGAAAGAUAUGAUUCUUACAUGUUCGGAAAGCUAGAUGAAGAGAAGAAUGGUCUCUCAUAUCAAACAGGAAUGAUAGACAUGGAUGGCAUAGAUAUGGAUAUUCCAAACGGCCCAUAUAUUGCAAUUAUUGAGCAGCCCAAACAGCGAGGAUUCCGGUUUCGAUACGUAUGUGAAGGACCAUCUCACGGAGGGCUGCCCGGAGCAACCAGCGAGAAAGGAAAGAAAACCUAUCCUACAGUGAAAAUCUUUAAUUAUGUUGGUAUGGCAAAGAUUGAAGUAGACCUGGUUACACACACAGAUCCACCACGAGUUCAUGCUCACAGCCUGGUGGGGAAGCACGCUACUGAAACUGGAAAUUGUGUGGUCACGGUUGGACCCAAGGACAUGACGGCACAGUUUAACAAUUUGGGCAUUGUUCACGUCACUAAGAAGAGCCAGAUUGAGAUUUUGAAAGAAAAGAUGAGACAGCAGAUAUUAAGAACCCGAAUUGGAAACUGCGCUCUCUCUGAGGUGGAGGAGAGGAAGAUUGAGCAGGAGGUUAAAGAGCUGAAGAAAGUUACAGAUCUGAGCAUCGUUCGACUGCGAUUCACAGCCUACCUCCCCGAUAGCAAUGGCUCUUUUACACGACCGUUAAAACCAGUCAUUUCAGAACCAAUCCACGACAGCAAAUCUCCAGGUGCUUCAAACCUACGAAUUUCGAGGAUGGAUAAGACUGCAGGUUCUGUGAAGGGUGGAGAUGAAGUCUACUUACUCUGUGAUAAAGUACAAAAAGAUGACAUAGAAGUGAGAUUUUAUGAAGAUGAUGAGAAUGGUUGGCAGGCGUAUGGAGAUUUCUCACCAACCGAUGUCCACAAACAGUAUGCCAUUGUUUUCCGGACACCUCCAUAUCAUCAGCAGAAGAUUGACCGUCCGGUCACAGUGUUUUUGCAGCUAAAACGCAAGCGUGGUGGAGAUGUCAGCGACUCCAAACAGUUCACCUAUUAUCCACUGGAGCAAGACAAAGAAGAAGUUGAGAGGAAGAGAAGGAAAGAAAUUCCAACCUUUAACCAUUACUUUGGUGGUGGUGCACCUCUGGGAGGUGCUGGAGGAGGAUCUGGUGGCUUUGGUGGAACAUUAGGAAACAAUAUGAAUUACCAGUAUCCUGGGAUGACCACUGGUUUCUAUCCAACUACAAACUAUGGGGGCGCCCACCAUGGGGGAGGACACAUGAUGAAAGAUUCAACAGAAACAACACACUGUGCUGAGAAUGCGGAACAGAAAAUAAACAUCAAGAAAGAAUAUGGAGAGCCUUCCGCUGGAUCAGUUCCAGAAUCCACUGCAACUUCACAAAGAGAAGCUUGCUAUAACAACAUGGUUCAUCAAGUGACCUUUUGCCAUAAGAAGAUGAUCACAUUUGCAGAGAGAACGUCAAAGGCCUUGAUGGACUAUGCUGUCACUGCAGAUCCCCGCAUGCUGCUGGCUGUGCAGAGGCAUCUGAUUGCUAACCAGGAUGAAAAUGGAGACACGCCUCUGCACCUUGCGAUCAUACAUGGGAAGACGUCCGUCAUCCAGGAGUUAGUACAAGUUAUUUUAAGCAUUCCCAAUCAACAGAUUCUCAACAUCACCAACCACCUGCACCAGACCCCUUUGCAUCUCUGUGUGAUCACCCAUCAGUCUAAGAUCGUGAAUGCAUUGCUGAGAGCUGGGGCUGACCCCACCGUUUUGGACCGCUAUGGCAACUCUGUAAUACACCUGGCUGUUCAAGCUGGAGACGAAAUGAUGCUCAAAGUCUUGCUGAGUCACCCAUCGGUUGCCCGCACAAACCUUCUGGAAAUGCCAGAUUAUCACGGUUUAUACGCAGUUCACUGGGCAGUGAAAGUAGACAAUGAGAGGUGCUUGGAGCUGCUGGUAAAGCAUGGCGCUAAUGUCAAUUCCAUGGAAAGGAAGAGUGGCCGAUCCCCUCUCCAUAUAGCUGUGGAAAUGGACAACUUAAACAUGGCCACGUUUCUGGUGAAGAAGUUAAAUGCUGAUGUAAAUGCUCGAACAUACGGAGGAAACACCCCACUGCACCUGGCUGCCAGUCUUGGGUCUCCCGUACUCACUAGGAUGCUGCUCAGUACAGGAGCCAAUGUUCUAUUGGAAAAUGAUGAACCUGUGAAGGUGUCUGCAUCUUACGACAGCGAUUACGAUGUGCAGAUGGAUACAGAUUCUGACCAUCAGGAGGACAGUGAUUCAGACAGCAGUGUAGCUAUGGAAUCAGAUGGAGAAGAGAUGGACGUUAACACACCGUGUCCAAUGAAAAGAAUGCGUUUAGGCCACACACCAUUUGACUUAACCAGAAGUGACAAGGUUAGAGAUAUCUUAUCCAAACACAUAUCGGCUUGCAUAACAAAGGGACCCGAGCCAGAUAGUGUCCUCUGUCUGAAAUCCAGCACGGUACAGCGUCUAGAGAAGCUACUAAAUGAAGGUCAGACUGGUGCAGAUUGGACUGAACUCGCCAUGAGGCUGAACCUCCAAAGCUUGGUUGACACAUAUAGAAACACCACUUCUCCCACAGAGAGUCUACUGCGCAAUUACGAACUUGCUGGUGGAAAACUUAGCGACCUGAUUAAAACUCUAGAAUCGAUGGGAUUGAAUGAGGGUGUCCAACUACUACGUACAUCAGAAACCUUUACAAAACAGGAGAAUUCAGAAAUGAAAGUGGACAGCGCCUACGAAAGUCAGUCGGUGGAAGGGGAGUGUUCUGCCAGGUCGUCGAUCAGUGAUCUCCCAAAACCUGCAUCCACAGGGACCUUGAACAUUUCUCCAGAGCUGGCUUGCAGCACUGAGCCAGCUAGUGGACAGUAAAACGGCAAAGAUUUGACCUCUUGCCUAUAGACUACAUUGAUCUAGAAAGCUUGGAACUUGACAUUUGACUUUGGAUCUUUCCAAUGGUUAAACAAUGCCAAAGUCUUUCUAAAAUGAGGGAACAGAAAGCAACAUCCAGGGGGCUAUUUGGAUUUUAUCUUUUGGAAACUGCUCUUUAUUUUUUAUUUUUUUUAUUCAUCCCAAUAACGUUUGUUAAGUAAUUAUAACCAACAUAUACAGUAGAAAUAAAUUGCGUAACUAUUGUGAACUCUGGACUAAAUGGUAGAAUGCUUGACUAUUCGCUACACUCUCUGGAUAUAAAUCGGGCCAAUUUUCUUCUCUUCAGGUAAAUUUUUUUUCUUUUACUUGUGCAUUUGUUCACUUUGAAUUCAUCACUAAUCUCCUUAUUUAAAUGGUUUUCUUUAUUUUUUAUUAAAA